AUGUCAGAAAACUACAUAGGACUAUCAAAGAACUUCUGUGGACGUCUUGGAAUUGGUCUAAGGAGAUUUGGCGCAGCUGGUGAUACCGUAACAGGGCCUAGCAUACUUCUAUCUACGCAGGAAGGUGCAAACGGCGUAGUUGGAGCCGCUGGCGUUCGUCCUUUUCCACUGGCUUCAGGCCGCGCAUCACCUGGUUCCAGGAACUGGCGCCAAUAA
Molecule: messenger RNA, 216 nt
Organism: Cylicostephanus goldi
Lineage: Eukaryota; Metazoa; Nematoda; Chromadorea; Rhabditida; Strongylidae
Source: the annotation of a GenBank genome assembly